Messenger RNA from Passer domesticus (house sparrow), 8482 nucleotides. It is a transcript of the gene RGS8, whose product is annotated as regulator of G protein signaling 8. NCBI's taxonomy places the organism in Eukaryota, Metazoa, Chordata, Aves, Passeriformes, Passeridae. The coding region runs from base 662 to 1204 and encodes 180 amino acids. The record is from RefSeq and is a predicted model, not a curated record. The transcript is spliced from 6 exons.
GAGGGCUGGGGAGGGGAGGGGAGGGGAGGAGUGCCGAGGUGUGCCUGUCACCCCGAGCAGGGCUGGCGCUGAAGAAGCCCGCUCUGCUGUCUCCCCAGAGCCGCUCCGAGCACGCUGUCGGCGCAGACCCCCCGGCAGAGAGGACAGGUCAAAGGCAUGCCAGCUUUUCCGUGAUGCCUGGCCAGUACCACCAGCCAUGACCUGGAGGGACAGGCACAAGAGGUAGUUUGGUCUUCUUAGCGAGCUCAGCCCGGAGCUCUGCCCCUUGAGGAGAGACCUUCGGAGGUGCUGGAGGAUGAGUGGGAUAAUGCCAACUCCUGCUGCUCCCUGGUGAGCUGGGACACCAAACUCACCCUGCUUCAGAGCUGAAGCUGGACUUUACCUGGUCCUAGAAGGAAAUGCUGUCUCUCCUCUGUGGCCAUCCCUCAGCUCUCAACGUCUUCCAUUGAACAAUUGACUUUCCACUCUAGGAGGCAAGGAUCAAAUGGGUUGAGGACAACUGGCCCUUCUUGGCUUUGGCAAAGAGGAUUCUUUGGUGUAUUUUUAAGUGCCAGGACAUGAAACAGUAGAUCCCUUCCUCCUGCCCUCCUGCCUCCUGCAAGCAGCCCUGCCUGCGGUCCAAGCCAGCCAGUUAAAGGGUUAACCAUAGCUGGAUGCCUGAAUGGCUGCCUUACUGAUCCCACGGAGGAGCAGAGGGAUGAGGACUCGCCUGGGCUGCCUGUCUCACAAAUCAGACUCAUAUAAUGAUUUCACAGCUAUUCUUCCGGACAAGCCCAACCGGGCUUUGAAAAGACUGUCAACAGAAGAAGCUACAAGAUGGGCAGACUCUUUUGAUGUCCUUUUGUCCCAUAAAUACGGGCUGGCGGCUUUCCGUGCUUUCCUGAAGACAGAGUUCAGCGAGGAGAACCUGGAGUUCUGGCUGGCCUGCGAGGAUUUCAAGAAGACGCGCUCGGCGGCCAAGCUGGCCUCCAAGGCCCAGCGCAUCUUCGAGGAGUUCAUCGACGUGCAGGCCCCGCGGGAGGUGAACAUAGACUUCCAGACACGGGAGCUGACCAGAAGAAAUGUGCAGGAGCCCUCCCUGUCUUGCUUUGACCAAGCUCAGGGGAAGGUGCACAGCCUGAUGGAGAAAGACUCGUACCCCAGGUUCCUGAGAUCCAAAAUUUACACAGACCUGCUGUCUCAGACCCAGAGGAGGCUCAGCUAGGACAGCCACGGGGCUCUCAGAAACCACGUGCUUCCCACAACAGCCAAAACCCAUGUUUAAAUGUGAAACUUUCUCGGUGUUAAAAGCAGUGGGAAUGGGAAAAGAGGGAGAAGGGGCAGAGGAAGCUUCCAGAGAGUGAUCCAGGCGUGGUAUUAAGACUCUUUGACUAUCUGUGCUUUUUUUUUUUUUUUUGUUUUUUUUUUUUUGUUAGCAGUAGCACCUUGCAGUCGUUCCCUCUGUCUAGCACAAACCCACAACCCUCUGGAGUCACGGGGUCACCUGUGGGCAAGGCAGGUUCCCUUUAAAAUGGCUGGGCUGGUUUGUGUGUAAAUAACACCCCUCCAUCCUUCCACCCAUCUCGCUGUCUCUCACCUCUCCCUUGUGCUCAGGAGGGCCCCAAGGGCAGUGAGGCCACAUCCAGGCCACCUCUCACACUGCUGGGGUCUGGACCAGACACUGAGGGGAGGCAGAGAGCAGACAAAGGCACAGGGUUAAUUCUCUUUCUUGAAGUGGAAACCAUCAGCAAACUUAGCUUACCUCCCCAUUUAUUCUGCACCCCUUAUGGCUUGGCUGCCACCCUGUCACUGCCCCCUUUCCUUCAGGGAUGGAGGCUCAGAGUAUUCCCCAGGAGCUGAGCUUUCCUCAUGAGGAAGGUAAUCCCAAAAGCUCUCACUAGGCCUGGGCAGGCAAGUCUUCUAAUGUGAAUGAUUGUUUUUCGUGGCUGUUAUUUAUUUGUGUGGUAGCUCAGUCUCAGCCGUCAUUCAGGCUCUGUUGUGCUGGGCACUGGACCAAAGCCUAGCACAAAGGGGCUCCAGGCUGCCACAGGCUUGGUGGCUCCUCAGGAAGGACCUGGUGGGAGAGAGGGAAUGUCCCUUCUGGCCCUUGCUGAGGUGUAGGAAAAGCACAAGGCCCGUCUGCCACAGCAGAUGGCAUUUUUCAUGGGGUACCUGGCCAGCAAGGUGACAAAUCCCAUUUCUAUUUUUGUUAUUUCCCUUUUACUGACUGUUCCCACUCACCGAGUGUCCACUGUGGGUUCGGUGCCCUGCAAAGAGUUCCCCAAGACAUAGUAAUAAUUCCUUCCAUCUGAUGGCCCCAUUUCCACGGCACUGCUGCUCCAGCUUGGCAGAUUCUUGCAAUAUUUUUCAGGGGAGAAGCAGACAGCCUGUCUGUGGAUUUGAGCCGGCAGACCAGAGGUCUCUUUUCUUAAUUUAAUGAAGGCCUGGAAAGUGACCCCAUGGAUCUUUUUCUUGUCUCAGUCAUCCCCAGACCAGAGGCUGUAAACCUCUGCUCCAGCCGAGGGUGGUGGGUGUCUUUGAUACAUCAGAAAACUGCUGAUGGAGACUUUGUGUAAUGUGGUGUAUGAGGCAGAACAAAGUCUAAAGCCAAGCAAAAUGUUUUUGGAACAAGAUAAAAAAAAGUCUGGUUCGAUAUUAAAAAUUACUGUCCAUCAAUUAAGUAGGAAAUAGCUUUUUGAGGGUUUUUGUAAGGAUGAUAUGUAGGACAGUAGGACAAAUAGGAUCAAGACAGAGGUGGUAACCAUGCUGGAUUUAUUUUGGAGGUGUAUUCCUGUGGUCUCCAGGACACUGAAGUCUAAAUUGCAAUUGCGAACUUUAUGUUCAGUAGGGAAACCUGCUUUUCAGUGCCUGGUUGGCCAGCAGCAAAAUCCUCCAGGUCUUUGGAAGGCAAAUCCCAUCUCCAGUUAAAUUUCCCCGAGGAAAGGCCAGAAAGAGCAGCAAUGACCCAGUGUUCUGGCUGUCCCCUGCCCCUUCAAGGACACCUGAGGAGCAGGGGCUGGCCUGGGGUGACAGAGGUGACAUUAUGCAACCACACCAGGCUCAGUGACACAGCUUCUGGGACUGCUGAGGCCCCUCUUGGGAGACAAGAGACACAAAGCUCACGUUCUGGACGUGGCACAGUUGGACACAAACUUUUUGCUGCUUGCUCAAAAGGGGGAGCAGUGAGGGGCAUCUGGAAAAUGCUCCAGACUUGCCAUGAUUUCCCCAAGGGGACCAGAUCAUGCAGGAGCUCAGUGUCCCAAAGCUUUGUGGCAAGCAAGGCACAGUGAGAGAGGUCUGGUGAACCUGUGCAAUGCAUGGAAGGAAUCAGAGGUGGAAGCAAAGGACACAGAGACACACACCCAGUGGCUGUGCCUGGUGCUGCCUGAGCUGUAGGAAGGUGUCUUGGUUUGAAAAGCCAGGUGUCUGCUAAGGAAGGCAGGAACCUCCCCUGAAAUGGAAAAUGUAAACCCCCUCCCUCUGAAUUAUUGUAAUUUUGAAAUUAAGGGGCUCUCAGGCAAAGAUAUGGGAGCAGGAAUAACAGUUCUUUAUUAAGAAAAAUAAAAAUAGAAAUGCAAUAGUACAAACGAAAAAUACCCCCAAAAAAACCCACAGCCAGAGUCAGAGCAGGAGCUGACCCUGUGGGUCAGGGUGGUGGCACAGUCCCGUCCCAUGGUGGCUCAGCGCUCCUGCAGUGCCAGCUGUGCUUCUGCUGGAGCAGGGAUCCUGCACAAGGGGGGAGUUUUCCUCUGCAGCUCCAGGGCUGCUGGAGAUGGGCCUGCUCUUCCUCUGGGAAUGCAGGGCAGGAGAAAGCUGCUCCUCUGGGAAUGCAGUGGGCAAAGGCUGCUGUGGCGUCCCAAAAUCUCAGAUUGUAUCCAGGUAGGAAUGCUUGGCUCCUCCCCUGGGCAGAGCAUCUCCCCGUGGGAUGAUAGAAUUUUAUCAGCCAUGCAAGGACACUCACUGGCCCAUGAACAGAAGAUAAUUAAUAAUUAAUGUCCCAUGAACAGCAGAAAUCUCCUGGAGGGAGGAUUGGUUGUGGGAGAGAUAAAGAAAACUGCCCCAUGAACAGCAGAGAACUGCCCCAGCUCUGAAGAUGGCAAUAGAACACAUCCCAGACACAUCAUCCAAGACAGAAGGAGUCAUAUCACCCCCACAACCCCUGCCUGGGGUAGGGAGCAAGAAAGACAAACCCUGCAGUGACACACUCAGGGCCUGACCUGCAAGGGAGGAUGGAAAUCUUCCCUCUCUGGCUGUGAGCAGAGGCUGGAGGAACUCCCCUUUCCCAGAAAUGCUGUCUGCCACCCCUGUGAAACACAGGACAGACUGGGAUCCCCAGGGACACAGGCUCCUUUUGCAGUUUCCUCUCCCAUCUGGGUCACCAAAAACUGAUGGGGAGUGGCUGCCUAGAACAGAAGCUGGACAGAGUUAAGAGGAUAAAGUGGUUAUUUAUUAAAGGCAUUCAAUAGGCACACCUUGGGCAGUCAAAGCCUCCCAGAGGCUACACCCAAGAUGGACAAUGGUCAUGAAUUUUUCAGACAAUUAUAAGUUUGAUCCAUUUACAUAUCAGGGGUUAAUCCUCCAAUUACAGCUUCAGGUAAUGAAAUAAUUUACCCCCAGUUUGCUCCCCACCCCCAAUUCACUUUUGUUUAUCCUUUUUGGGCCCUGAGGCUGUAAGGUGGUUUUGGAUCACAGGCCCAGAGGGAUUGUUUUGUCUGACCAAAAUGUGGAGAGAAUUAACUGCACCUUAUAUGGAGUUUAGAGCUAUGCACUAAUACAGUGUAGGACUUGAAAAAUCCAAAAGCUAAAAUCUUAAGGCAUCAGCCUGUGGUCCCAGUUUUACUCCCUGCUGCCAAAGAUCAGCUCAGCUUUCCAGCACUGUGGCAUCAAACAAAUGCUGCCAGUGGUGAACGAGGCCACCUUGUCUGGCCCUGCCUUCCUCCUUUCCACCCUCCUCUUGCCUGUACAUACAAAAAAAGCCUCCCAGAGCUGCCCAGGAUGUGAGAGCCAGCAGAAGGAGGCUGAAGCAGUCACUGCUUUUAGAGAGAAGGCAGAAAGCCAUGACAACUCUCCAGACACACCUGAGUGGGCUUGGCUGGGCUCUAGUGCCAGCUGAGGCACCCCAGACAAGGCUCUGCAGCACCCUGGGGAGGGUCACAGAGACAGCCAGGACAGGGGACACAGCAGGAACCAGAGGCUUGUGUCCAGGAAUGUGAUGGGGACAAUCCCCAGGCUCCCCUGGUGUCCAGAGUGUGACUCCCUGCUCCUGUCCAGAGUGUGACUCCAUCUCUCCACGAGAUGCUCCAGCAGUGUUGGUGCUGGAAGUCCUUUCAUUUCACAUCAGAGCUCAUGGGAAAACUUCAAAGUGGCCAACACCCUGCAAAUCCAAGCUCCCUUCUCUCCUCCAUCCACCUGGGGAAUUGCUUGGAGCAGGGCACACCUGCAGAUGUCAUUGCUGCAGUGUGACAGGAGCUGGAAUCAGGCUGGCUGAUGUAGGAGAGGUGUUUUCCCCAGCAAACUGAGCCCCAGUAAAUUGUUCCCUCCACUGGGAACAGCAUCCUAGAACACAGAAUGGAGCAAAAGUAUUGUCUGGGGCAUUUGAGUCUACCACUCCUUGUUUGUGUUGCUGCUCUUGCAGUUUGUCUCUCUGGAAGGAAAGCAGACUAGUUAUUUAAAGUAAAAUUCUAUUUUUCUUAAACAAGAAAAUGGCACCAGCUGCUUCUUUUAUGACAAAUGCUCUGAAUUGAAUCAAAAUAAGCAGCUUGUAGUUCUACCCCUCAAACCAGGGGCUGAUCAAGGAAAUAAAGACUGAGCCAAAGCUUUGGAAAGAGCUGAGUGGUGACUAAUUCCCACCAAGGGCAAAUAUCCUAUCCUUGAUUCAUCUCUUCCUGGUGUGAAAGGAAUACUCACAACCUACAAACCCAUUUCCCUCUCCACAAGCACACACGUCCAAAAUUUUCCUCCUGUUUGGAGCAACGUUAAAAUGUGCCAUCACAUGAAGAGGGGGAAAAAAAUUGGUUCACUCAGUUCUUUUUAUUCUGUUUGCUGGCUCAUACCCAGUCAGCUCCCAGGUAGAUUGAUGGCAGAAGGGAAAAAGAGUUUAUAAAUUUCCUUUUCUAUGAGCUUCAGGUGGUUAUGUUAACUCCAGGGUCAGAUGCAGAACUCUAAUCUGUGUAAAGUUUCUCCUGCUUUGGUCCACCAGCCAGGCUUGGGAUGAUUUCCACCACUUUUAGUGGACUCAUUGAUGCACCAAGGGGUCCCUGCUGCCCGUGCUGGGGAGGUGUGAAGGGCAAAGGGAGGGGGAAAUUGCUGUGUGUGUCUGGGGGUGUGGGUGGAUGAGAGUGCAUGUGACUUCAUCUGUAUCUUAUUUAGUGUCCUCUACUACAGAAGCUUUCCUGAGACAUAGAUGUGCAUGUUAAAAUAGGAGAAUUAGGCACAAAUGACAUAAACUGAGAUCUUUAGCCAGUGUUGUGUUUGCCUCGUGUGUAAGUCCAAGUAGUAGUAAGAGAUGUAAAACUCUGCUAGGUUUCCAGUUACCCCUAAGAGCACAUGUAUCAAACUGAACUGAAUGUUCACUGAUAGACACAAAACCAAAAUGUUUACAGCAUUCAGAGCAAUAGCAAAGCAUACCUCAUGCCAGUCCUGAGUGCCUCUCACCUGUCAGUGCAAGCUCUCCCCUCCCUGGGGGCCUCUGGCUUCUCCCUCAAAACUCCUCUCUCCUUCUCUGUCCUGUCCUGGUUGUCUUCCCUCCUCCUCCUUGAAGCACUCCAAACCUUCCUGUCCACCAGCACUGUUUGUCCUCAUCUGUCUGAGCCUGGGAUUCCCCUAACCUUCCCCUGCUUGCCUCUCCUCCAUCCCUCCUGUCCUCUUUGCCUUUCCUUUCCCCAGGCACUCAUCUCUGGUCAUGCCAUCUCCCUCCUACACUCCUCCUACUGCCACUGUAAAGCUCCUAGGAGCUCUUCCCUGCCCGUUAUAUAAGAACAAAACGUUUCACAUAAUUUCUGCAUUAUCUUUCAUCCCUGGGGCUGCUGCAAUUGUCUCUUUCCUUGGUGCUGUGCUCUCUCUGGCAUCGUAGCAUUAUAUCCCAGAACUGGAAUUAAAGUUCAUUUUGCUGCUAGACCAGAAUGCUUCUGUCUACCACGCACCCCUUGGGCUUUGCAGAGGCUCAUCUUGUCCCCAAGUCUUUUGUCUUCCUUCUUUUUCUCCUUCUUCCAUGCAGGCUGCACAUGCAGUGCUUGUGGCAGGGGCUGGCUGGGGUAGAGGGUGUCCGUGCUGGGGUCACUCACAGCUGGGCACCCCCGUGGCUCCCUGCUUUACAAAAGUAGUCUCAAUAAAGGUGUGUGGGUUGCAUUUGCUCAGCAAAGUCAGUCAUUGUGCUCUGUGCCUCCUCCUGGCUUUACAGGAGGACGUGUGUCUAAUCUGAGACUGCGGUGAACUCAGCGGGAGUUCAGGGAGCCGAGGCCGUGGGAGGGAGGUGGCAGAGGGGGAUGAGCUUGUUACCAAAAACAUCCAACAUUCCUGGCAAAAAGGCACCGGAGAAAAGGCAGUGCCUGCUUCUGGAGAGGCCAGGGAGCUCUGGGGACCAGCUGUGCUGUGAAUUGUUUGUCUCAAGCAGCCCCACACCUCCCAGUCUGCCUCACGUGCUGCGUGCCCCGGGCUGGCUCUGAAACAUGACGGAUGAGGAGCUGCUCAGCUUUGCAUUUCCAGUGUAGGUAACAGCGUUAUCCCCAGAGAAAUGUCUUCAUGUUGCUCUAUCAGUGCCUGCAGCCACCAGCUGAAAAGCAGAGAGGGGAAGGAGGCACCUUCUGCUGUGUUUCCUCCUGCAGACCUCUGUAGGACUCCUGGCAGCGAAGAGAGCAGGGUACGAGCACACCCUGGGGUAGAUCCCCCUCCCUAAGAGCCACGACUGAAGAUCUCAUCUUCUCAUAACCUCUCCCCCCAGCUCCUCUGUGAGUAACCCAAACCAGAGCUCAGAUUUGUCCUUAAGCUCCUUGGCACCUCCACUUUGCUGGGAUGGCAGUGUCCCCUUGAGGACCUGACUACAAACCCACACGCCCAGCAAGGCUGCUUGAAAUAACAAAGAUAUCUGGUUCCUCUGCAAAUCAGCUCGUGGGUGGCUCAGGAGAGACUGAGGAUGGCUCUGCUGCACGCAGUGAACUCAGAAGUGAGCCACCAGGCAGAAAGAACAGCUCCAAAGUGCUUCCCUGGGCAACGCUUUUAUUUCCAGGAGAUCCCGCUGCCGCAGCUGCCGCCCCUGCGGUGCCCAGGUGCUGCUGGUGUUGGGGCAGGCCUGGCAGGCUGUUCAGUCUGAUCCCUUCCCUCUCAAGGAAAGGCAUGGGCUCGGCUCCCUGGGCUCCCCUGCAUUAGCUGCUUGUUUGCUAGGCUCCCCUUCUUCCCUGAGAAGCCACGCCGCAAAUCCCGCACCGAGCCGUGUCACCACGCUGUGCAGUGUCACACCCGUGCUGUAUAGACACCCUGAGGACGUAAUAAACAGCCUGAGACUAUU